ACAUCUCCACGCCCGUCUUCUAUCUUUUCAUGCAAUGUGGACGACGAAUUAGCCGAACAGUCAUCUGAUGACACGGAGACUAUGAUUGAUAGUGAGAAUGAUAGCGAGGAUGAAAGUUUAGAGCCCAAGACGACAAUGCCGACCGACGAAUCUAUACCGUCCAUACCAUCACGCCUGGAACACCGCACCCGCAGGGCUGCUCUAGUUCUUGAGUGGAUUCAGAACAUUCAGCAUCAGGGAGACUUGAUGAGUGAGGAGGUGGUGCCUGAGAGACAUCCAAUCUUGAUUUGCCUUCAGCUACUCCGGCCUGCCAUUCUCCUUCUCCCUGAGCUUCAGCAGGCCCUUGGCCUCGAACCGAUGGAAAUUCCUGAGAAGUACAGCACCCAGACUGUCUGCGGCUGCAAGGAAUGCAUCGCAACCAAAGAGGACGAAAUUGAUGCAUUCUUUACUGUUAAUAUCGAUAUCAUUGGCGCGUUGACCUUCAUGGGAUUUGCCAAUCGGUUCGGAUCUUGGGAAGCUUGUUCGAUUCAUGACAUGAUAUUUGGCGAAGUCGGAUUAUUGGAGAUAAUGAGGAACCUGCGAAUGUAUUGCCGAGAUUCUGGGCACGUGCAGUCGUUGCCGACAACCCUUCGGUAUGCUGCUGCCACCAUGUAUCUAGACUUUUUC
Molecule: messenger RNA, 666 nt
Organism: Fusarium redolens
Lineage: Eukaryota; Fungi; Ascomycota; Sordariomycetes; Hypocreales; Nectriaceae
Exons: 1
Source: RefSeq, a predicted model, not a curated record